Molecule: messenger RNA, 8939 nt
Organism: Cercocebus atys (sooty mangabey)
Lineage: Eukaryota; Metazoa; Chordata; Mammalia; Primates; Cercopithecidae
Gene: ZNF106
Product: zinc finger protein 106
Exons: 18
Coding region: 1223-4429 (1068 amino acids)
Cellular component (GO): membrane; cytosol
Molecular function (GO): RNA binding; SH3 domain binding
Source: RefSeq, a predicted model, not a curated record
UUUUUUUUUCUUGAAUGAAUAUUCAGGUGAUCUGUUGAACAGUAACUGUCUUCUAGUAAAUGAAGUGCCCAGUUUUGAGGGUCUCUUCUGGUUGAUUGAUGUAAAUUCUGCCUAUGUCUAGUUAGGUAUUUGUGAGGGAAAGAUGGAACAGAGGUGCAUGUGUGUGUAUGUAUUUCUGUCUGGACAAAGACGGCAUGUCUUUUUGGGUUGUUGGGUUUUUUUUAAUAGAUUGGCAUAGGAAGUGCAAAAAUAUAACUAGUCUAAAUCCAAGACACAUGAUACAGAGUUAAGCCAAUUUGGAUUGUUGAAUGGAUACUGCUGUCUUGUAACUAUGGCGUUCAGAUGUUUCUCAUAAAUGACUGCAUAGUCAGCUGACCCAGUCAAGGGAUUUCCAGAAGCUGAAAAGCAGUUAAAUUAUGUAUCUGCUGCAGCUCUGGACACUGAUUCAAGACUUUGGCUUCUGAAGACUGGCUAAGUGAGAUUUGCCAUGAAGUAUGUAAAAUAAAAAAACAAAACAAAGCAAAAAAGUCUGCCUAGUUUAACUAAAGACCUGGUUUUGCAUCUCUCUGAACUGUAGCAUUUUCUGAAACUUGAGAAAAUACAUUUGCUUGGCACAGCUGUUAACUUCCUACAACUGAAAUGCUUUCCAUUCCCUUUAAAAUAAGCCCUUCUGAAGCAGAAUGUAGAUCACAUGUAUCAUCCAGACCAAAAAAGUUUGCCUGGACUACUCCUGGGUCCGGAAUCCUCACAUUCCAGGCAGAACUCCAGCUGUUCCGAUUUAGUUACCCACUUGGGAUUGGCUGCGCCACCUACUCUUGUUUCCACCCCUUAACUUUCACUGGAAGAAAGCUCUAGACUGAAGAUUAAAUGUAAGCGCUGUCACCAGGCCUUCUGAGUGCAGCUGGCACCAUGGGUGUGCUCCAGAGCAACUUCUGCUUGCUCCGAGCCCCCUGCCCUGCCUCCCCUUUCACCAUGUUUCCUCUGACAAGAUUUUAAGUACAGCAAUUCAAGAAGAUUUCUCCUCCUAAACGACAUUGAUCUGAAGUGUAUUGCCUCUUGAUUGCUGGAAAAGAAUCUUAAACUCAUUUCAAAAGUAACUUAUAAACAAACUUAUUAAAAGUGAUGAAAGGAGCAUUGAAAUUAAUUAGCACUAAUUUUUCACUGUGCCAAAGUGUGCAGUGUCCUUCAGAGGAAACGAUAGCAGAUCUGGUUUGGCAUAGAAAUGGUACCGCUUGUUCAAAAUGAACAAGAAGCCUUAGAUUUGGACGGGGAACCUGAUCUGUCCAGUCUAGAAGGAUUCCAGUGGGAAGGCGUUUCCAUUUCCUCAUCCCCUGGCUUGGCAAGAAAGCGAAGCCUUUCUGAGAGCAGCGUGAUCAUGGACAGAGCUCCUUCUGUGUAUAGCUUCUUCAGUGAGGAAGGUACAGGCAAAGAAAAUGAGCCCCAGCAGAUGGUUUCACCUAGUAACUCACUGAGGGCUGGACAGAGUCAGAACGCAACCGUGCACCUCAAACAAGAAGUGACACCUCUGGCUGCCUCCCUCCGAACAGGUGAAAGGGCUGAAAAUGUUGCUACCCGAAGGCGACAUAGUGCACAAUUACCUUCUGAUGAUAUAAUACCUUUGAUGCAUUCGGCAAAAGACUUGAACAGCCAGGAGAGGUCUAUGCCACCUUCAGAGAGUCAGAAUUCCCAAGAGAGUAACGGAGAAGGAAACUCUCUGUCAUCAAAUGCAUCCUCAGCCCUUGCGAUCUCCAGUUUAGCGGAUGCAGCCACAGAUAGUAGCUGUACCUCUGGUGCUGAACAAAAUGAUGGCCAAAGUAUUAGGAAGAAACGAAGAGCCACUGGAGAUGGAUCUUCUCCUGAACUCCCAAGUCUUGAGAGAAAAAAUAAAAGAAGGAAAAUUAAAGGAAAAAAAGAACGUUCUCAGGUUGACCAGCUGCUGAAUAUUUCUUUAAGGGAGGAAGAACUUAGUAAGUCAUUGCAGUGCAUGGAUAACAAUCUUCUGCAAGCCCGUGCAGCCCUUCAGACAGCUUAUGUGGAAGUUCAGAGGCUACUUAUGCUCAAGCAGCAGAUAACUAUGGAGAUGAGUGCACUGAGGACCCAUAGAAUACAGAUUCUACAGGGAUUACAAGAAACAUACGAACCUUCUGAGCACCCAGACCAGGUUCCCUGUAGCCUCACACGAGAACGAAGGAACAGUAGAUCUCAAACAUCUGUUGAUGCCGCACUGCUGCCCACUCCCUUUUUCCCACUUUUUCUGGAGCCUCCAUCUUCCCAUGUGUCUCCAUCACCCACCGGAGCCUCUCUUCAAAUAACCACAUCUCCUACUUUCCAAACCCAUGGCAGUGUCCCUGCUCCAGACUCAUCCGUUCAGAUUAAACAAGAGCCCAUGUCUCCUGAACAAGAUGAGACUGUGAAUGCUGUGCCACCAAGCUCUGCCUGCAAUGUGUCCAACGAACUACUGGAAGCUAAUAGAGAGAUCAGUGACAGUUGUCCAGUUUAUCCAGUCAUCACUGCUAGAUUGUGCUUAUCAGAGUCAACAGAAAGUUUCCAUGAGCCUAGCCAAGAACUGAAGUUUUCUGUGGAGCAAAGAAAUACCAGAAACAGAGAGAACUCUCCCUCUUCCCAAUCAGCUGGUCUUUCUAGCAUAAAUAAAGAGGGGGAAGAGCCAACCAGAGGCAAUAGUGGGUCUGAAGCCUGUACUAGUUCUUUUCUAAGAUUGUCUUUUGCUUCAGAAACCCCUUUGGAAAAGGAACCCCACUCUCCAGCUGACCAGCCUGAACAACAGGCAGAAUCCACUUUGACAUCAGCUGAGACUAGGGGAAGCAAGAAAAAGAAGAAACUUCGGAAGAAGAAAAGUCUACGGGCUGCCCAUGUUCCUGAGAAUAGUGACACUGAACAGGAUGUUUUGACUGUUAAACCCGUAAGGAAAGUAAAAGCUGGAAAGUUAAUUAAAGGGGGGAAAGUAACAACCUCCACUUGGGAAGACAGCAGGACUGGUCGGGAGCAAGGGAGUGUCAGAGAUGAGCCAGAUAGUGACUCGUCUCUGGAAGUCCUAGAAAUUCCUAAUCCUCAGUUAGAAGUAGUAGCCAUUGAUUCUUCAGAAUCAGGAGAAGAGAAACCAGACAGCCCAUCUAAAAAGGAUAUUUGGAACUCUACAGAGCAAAACCUGCUAGAAACUUCUCGUUCUGGGUGUGAUGAAGUUAGCUCGACCAGUGAAAUUGGCACUCGCUAUAAAGAUGGCAUCCCUGUAAGUGUGGCAGAAACUCAGACUGUGAUCUCUUCCAUAAAAGGAUCAAAGAAUUCUUCAGAAAUAUCUUCAGAGCCAGGAGAUGAUGAUGAGCCCACAGAAGGAAGCUUUGAGGGGCACCAAGCUGCUGUAAAUGCAAUUCAGAUAUUUGGGAACUUACUAUAUACCUGUUCAGCAGAUAAAACUGUCCGGGUUUAUAAUCUGGUGAGUCGGAAAUGUGUUGGUGUCUUUGAGGGCCAUACCUCGAAAGUGAACUGCCUCCUGGUGACUCAGACCUCCGGGAAGAACGCUGCCCUUUACACCGGCUCCAGUGACCAUACCGUCCGCUGCUAUAAUGUUAAGAGCCGAGAGUGUGUGGAGCAGUUACAGCUGGAAGACCGGGUCCUCUGCCUGCACAGUAGGUGGCGAAUCCUCUAUGCGGGACUGGCAAAUGGCACUGUGGUCACCUUCAACAUAAAGAACAACAAACGACUUGAGAUCUUUGAAUGCCAUGGCCCCCGGGCAGUCAGCUGUCUUGCCACAGCUCAGGAAGGUGCCCGAAAACUGCUGGUCGUGGGCUCUUAUGACUGCACCAUUAGUGUACGCGACGCCCGGAAUGGACUGCUCCUCAGAACUCUGGAGGGCCAUAGCAAAACCAUUCUUUGCAUGAAGGUGGUGAAUGAUCUCGUGUUCAGUGGCUCCAGUGAUCAGUCAGUCCAUGCCCACAACAUUCAUACUGGUGAGCUCGUGCGGAUCUAUAAAGGUCACAAUCACGCAGUGACUGUGGUGAAUAUCCUAGGAAAAGUGAUGGUGACUGCUUGCCUGGAUAAAUUUGUUCGUGUCUAUGAAUUACAGUCUCAUGAUCGAUUACAAGUUUAUGGAGGACACAAAGACAUGAUUAUGUGUAUGACCAUCCAUAAAAGCAUGAUUUACACUGGCUGUUAUGAUGGCAGUAUUCAGGCCGUGAGGCUUAAUCUGAUGCAGAAUUACCGCUGUUGGUGGCAUGGCUGCUCUCUGAUAUUCGGCGUUGUAGAUCAUUUAAAACAACACUUGCUGACCGACCACACUAAUCCCAACUUCCAGACUCUGAAAUGUCGCUGGAAGAACUGCGAUGCUUUUUUCACUGCUAGGAAAGGAUCCAAACAGGAUGCUGCAGGACAUAUUGAACGACACGCUGAAGAUGACAGCAAAAUUGAUUCAUGAAGUUGUUUGCCUCCCACGUUGGGAAGUCAUUAGUUGAACUGUUUUCACAUCAGCCCCCCACACAGGCCACUCUCUUCUCUUUCUUGGUGAAGCAAGGAAGGAGAAAGUGGUUACUAGCCAGGCCUCUAGCAUAAGUCUGGGCAGCUCUAUGGGAUGAUAGAUUACUCUUUAAGUUCGUGCUGGAGGUUUUAAAUAGAUUUAGACAGAUGUUAGGGAACCACACUCCUCUGGGACAGCAUGGCAUAUAGUGAUUUAUGCUACUUGCGUUCUCCAGGUGUUUAUUAAAGAUACAGACCCUAAUUGGUUACCCAGUUUGACCCUAAUCAUAUGUAUAUUUUAUUGACUUCAGUUUGCAAUGUUUAGUUUAUGUUCUUAUGAUGGUUUAAACCUAUAGUCAGGCUUUUAAGUACAAAUUUGUUUAAGUGCUAGACUUUCGGGAUCAGUUUUCAUUUCUCCAUUUGUAAUAGCUGGGUAUUCAAAUUGGAAGCAAAUAGUUUUCUUUCUUAACAAUUAUGUGCAGUGUGUGUCCCUGUUUUCUUGCUUCAUAGAUGGACAGAGCUGGUUUUAAGUGCUAAAGGACACAGUAGAUUUUUGACAAACAGUGGCUGCUCUGCUGACCAUAUUUUAGGAAUUCAGAAAGCAAAUCACAUGGUGACAAGUCCUUACAACACCACUUCCUAGCAAACCUCUGUAAAUGUGGAUAGAAAGCUCAGUGUGAGGCAGUGCGUAGACCUAAUGUCUACCUUUACGUUUGCUGUUGAACUGGGCACUACCUGCCACAGAUCCUGUCAGGCUGUUGCAGCUGGAGGUGUACCUUUAUCUUCCUUUCUAGCGUCUGACCCUGCAAGCCUAAUGUCGGUUUGAACCCUUUUUGGUUUGUUCAGUUGCCAGCCUCCAUCUCUCCCACUAUAUGGCUGUGCCUAGACUGAUGGCAGCCAUCCAGUAUUCCUCUGGGCUCAUGGGUGUUUUCCACCCCUCUGCAGCACCCAAGAUGGUGGGGGAGAAGGGGUUAGAAUAAAGCAUCUGAAUACGGUUUUUAGGACCUCAAGCAGACUUCCUAGAGACUUGUUUCUGAGACAGUUCUUUGCCUUCACUUCCCUGCUAGGUGGGAAAGAAGAGUGGAGCAGAGACUCUGCCUGGCCACUGAGAACAGCCAAAUUCACAAACCCUCAGUGGGGCUUUGUUUUUGGAUUUUCUCCAGACUCAUCAGUAAACCUGUAGAAGUGUUGCUUUCCAGCCUUUUGUUUCUGGAUCCUCAAAACUCAGAAAGUGGCCAGCGCAUGGUGGCUCUCAUGCCAGCUAAUCCCCAGCACUUUGGAGGCCUGAGGCAGGCAGAUCACCCUGAGGUUUAGAGAGUUGGAGACCCAGCCUGGCCAACAUGGCAAAACCCCAUUCUACUAAAAAAUCAAAAUAAGCUGGGCGGUGUGGUGUGUGCUUGUAAAUCCCCAGCUGCUCAGGAGCUGAGGCAGGAGAAUCCGCCUUUGGAAACCCCGGGAGGCAGUGUUGUAUGAGCCGAGAUUGCGCGUACUGGCACUCCAGCCCUGGGUGACAGAAGUGAGACUUCCGUCUAAAAAAAAAAAAAAAAAACAAAAACCUCAGAAGCUUCUUCAGAGAGAAAAUAAAGGAGGGAGCCCAGGGCCAACAUACCAAGCCUUGGGACAUGCUCUCUGGGAUGACAGAGCCCAUCCAGGUCGUGAUCUUCGCCCCUAUUAGUGCCACACACAUCUACUCACAGUGUCUCCCUCAGGCUUAUCGGGCAGGGAGAAACUUCACAGGGGGUUCAUGGAUAAGGCUUCAAGGAGGUCUGUGAACCCCCAGAAUUGUGUGUGUGACUGAGUAUGUUCUUUUUUCCAGAAAGGCUCCAGUGGUCGUCUUAGUUGAUCCAAAAAUUGUUAGAAAAUUAAUCAGAAGGCUUGGCUUGGUGUUCCACUGCCUGUAAUUCCUAGCCACUUUGGGAGGCCGAGGUGGGUGGAUCCUCAACGGUCGGCGUUUGAAGACCAGCUGGACCACAAUGGUGAAACCCAGUCCUCUACUAAGAAAUACAAAAAUUAGCUGGGUGUGUGGCAUGUGCUGUAGUCUCCGCCUACUUGGAGGCUGAGACAGGAGAAUCACUUGACCUGGGAGGAAAGUUGGCAGUGAGCCCAAGAUCUCAAACACUGCACUCUCAGCCUGGGAACAGAGUGAAACUCCACCAUCAAAAAAAAAAAAAAGGUUAAUCUAGGAGAUAAUGAAUGGCCUAGUACUAGAUAAUAAAUGCCCCCACAAGCUCUUGACUUCUGUCCUUGGGGAAAGCCAUUUUGUUAACCACACUAGUGAAAUUUAUGUGAUGCUUAAUGGAGAACAGAGAAGAUCUUGUUGCAAAAAAUGUGUUAAAUAUUCGUGCUGUUUCUGUAUGAGAUUAAGAAGCUUUUCCCACCUCUCACCCCUGUUUCCUAUAAGGAUAUCCAGAGAAGCCAAGCUGUUCUGUGUGUUUGGGAAUGGUCGUUUCCCGGGAAGAUGCAUUUGGAUCGAUGACUAAACCUGGCCCUUUUCUCUGGGCUGUAGUGAAGCCGCAUUUUCAUGCUGGCUGGCUGUGUGCUGAGAGAGCCUCGAAUGCUCUGCCGCAUAGUGCCCUUCUGCCCUGCCUGAGGAUGUGUCGAAAAGAUGAGAGUGGAGGAGCCUUUGUGCAGCAGGAAGAGGCUAGGUGAGGUGUCGGGCAGUUGUGGGGAACUUCUGAGAGUAUUACAGACUGGUAGAAUCAGUAAGAACUCCGAUUUGGACGUCGCUUUGGUGGAACUGUGUGUCUGUAUCUGCCUGUGUAUGUGCAAGUGUGCAGGUUCCUUUGUGUGCAUGUGUACGCGUGGGAACCUGUACUUGUCAUAUUUUUCUUCAUUUCACGAAGGCUUUUUUUGAAGCAGUGGCAGUAAUAAUGCCUUUGUUUCAAGAACACAUGAAAUUCUUUUAACACCAGAUUAGCAUGUUACCCAAAAUGAACCGUUCUAGCCCUCUGUUAAGAAAUAAAGGGACCAUAAGCAUUUUGGCUGCUUAUGGUUGUGUGUUACUACUUACAAGUGUCUUGAAAAUUAUGCAGAACUUUGCCUUCUUUUUUUAAUGUCUUCCACAAUGUCAUGACUUAUUAUAACCCUGUUUCCCCUCAGAGAAGAGCUGUGGCUCAGGGAUCUUUGUUGACUCUGGCAUUUAGUAGCUUUGUGAAGGAAGGAAACCAUUAAGUGACCUGACAAAAACUGAUUGAUGUCUUUAAAGUAGUUGGAACCACUUUUAGAAUGUUAUUCUUGGUUGCUUUUGCCUACUUCUAAUGGCUUAAAGCCAAGAAAACCAUAGUAUAAAUCCUUUUGUGUACCUAUGCUAGUGUUAAAAUGGCAGUUUGUUCUGAUGAAAUAUGUCACUUCAAGUUUUAUGUGAGAGUUUUUAAUUAGGUUAAAAAUAAUUUUGGCAUACCUCUCUACUCAGUUUAUAAAGCAAUUCCACACAAUGCAAACAAAACUCUAACAGCAAAGGUUAUCUUGACCUGAUGUUACUUGAAUUUGAGAGAAAGUCAUUACUUACUACUGCACUCCUGCUUUUGUGGGAAAAACUUUUUUCUUCCCCAGAAGAGUUAACAGUUGAGUGUUCAGCUCCUGACUUACCUUUAAUUUAGAGGCAAUAUUAUUACUGUUUAAGUGAUUAUUUGCUUGCCACAGGUUUUAUUUUGUCUUUUUUCUGGUAGAUUAUACAAUGGACAACUUUAGUGAUGAGGCAUGUGAAUGAUUUGGUGGGAGUAGGUAUAUACUUAGUGGAAUGGUAUAUUUUAUGGAAGAGAAUUCAUUGGAGGUGAGAUUGAAGUAUAUUGUAAAGUGGGAUUUGAACAGCACAUAUGCUCUGGUUUGCUCAAAUAACUGCAGUUUAUGCUUGCUUCUCAAUUUUGUUUCUGUUACCUAAACGGGAGCUUCUAGAAUUAUGAAGGCCAAACCUGCCACAUUUAUAAAAUAAUGGUUUUAUUCCUGCCCCCAAAUCAUCAGGUUCCUCGGGUUUAAGAGAAGCGGUCUCACAGACGGGAAUAGAAGUUGUGGUGGAGGUGAUUUGGGAUAGACUGAGUUCCCUAUGCAAGUGGAUGUGAGCUCCUCAUAGAAACCAGACCUACUGUGUUAGACAGUAACCUCUAACCUCACCUCCUCCAAGCCCAAGUGUACAGCCCUGCUGGGUUACCUGGUGACUAAAUUUCCCAGAUUCACUCUAAACUCAAGGUAGUGACCCAAAUAAACUGGGAGAGGAGCGUGUCAAGGAGGAAAAGCUGUUGAAAAUCUUCUCCUAUUUAAGAGAAAUAUAUGCCCUAGAGCUGCUCCAGCACCCUUGGUUUCUGAUUUUUUUAAUAUUGAAUAUGGAUUACAAGAAUGAAAUCAGAUGACUGCAAAAAUGUUUAUAAGCAAAUAGCCUUCUUACAUUUUGGUAUAAAGCUGUGAACUUCAUAACUUUGUAAAGCAAGAUAUAAAGCAAAUACAAGAGGAAAAUAAAGUACUUUUACUAACUGACA